Pelobates fuscus (common spadefoot toad) is the source of this 2185-nucleotide messenger RNA. It is a transcript of the gene CMTM4, whose product is annotated as CKLF like MARVEL transmembrane domain containing 4. The record is from RefSeq and is a predicted model, not a curated record. Bases 978 to 1613 code for a protein of 211 amino acids. Gene Ontology annotation, cellular component: membrane. Lineage: Eukaryota; Metazoa; Chordata; Amphibia; Anura; Pelobatidae. The transcript is spliced from 4 exons.
UUGGCUGCGGCGCCUCGCGUCACCCCAGGUUACCUGCAGAGCGCGUCAGUGCUUGGGAGAGAGCGAGCGAAGCGCGCUGCGUGUGCAGAGCACAGAGCAUACUGAGCGAGCCCUCCACAGGGGGCCCUGCACGUUACGGCCACCUAGCCACGCCCGCCCCUCCUGCAAUCUCUCCAGGCUCUGCACUCACUGCUCUGCUACAUCCCUACUGGGCUCUGCACUCACUGCUCUGCUACAUCCCUACUGGGCUCUGCACACACUGCUCUGCUACAUCCCUACUGGGCUCUGCACUCACUGCUCUGCUACAUCCCUACUGGGCUCUGCAAUAUCCCUACUGGGCUCUGCACACAUUGCCCUGCUAUAUCCCUACUGGGCUCUGCACACAUUGCUCUGCUACAUCCCUUAUAGGCUCUGCACACACUGCUCUGCCACCUCUCCAGGCUCUGCACUCACUGCUCUGCACACACUACUCUGCUAUAUCCCUACAGGGCUCUGCACACACUACUCUGCUAUAUCCCUACAGGGCUCUGCACACACUACUCUGCUAUAUCCCUACAGGGCUCUGCACACACUACUCUGCUAUAUCCCUACAGGGCUCUGCACACACUGCUCUGCCAUAUCCCUACUGGGCUCUGUAACCUCACCAGGCUCUGCACACAUUGCUUUGCUAUAUCCCUACUAGGCUCUGCACACAUUGCUCUGCAGCCUCACCAGGCUCUGCACACAUUGCUCUGCAGCCUCACCAGGCUCUGCACACAUUGCUCUGCAGCCUCACCAGGCUCUGCACACAUUACUCUGCUACAUCCCUCUUGGGCUCUGCACACACUGCUCUGCUCAUCUUAGAGGAGUGCAGAGCCUCAGAGUGGGCGGUGACCAACCUACUACCCAUCCCAAACUUCAGACAAAGGCAGUGGGGGGUAUGCAUCCCUGGGGCUGUGGCCCCUGUCUGUGACCUGUAAUUAGUGGGGGCCUCUGUGAUGAGGGGGGCAGCAGAAGACAUGGAUGGCUUUGAGGGUGAAGCUUCCACAGCCUCCAUGGUGUCUGGGGCCAGCAGCCCAUACCAGCCCACCACAGAGCCAGUAAUGCCCAACAGGGGGCUGAGAGGAAUCACCUGUGACCUGGACUACAUGAGAUCCCUCUAUGGUAUCCUCAAAUGCAUCCAAGUGGUCCUGGCCCUCCUCUCGUUUAUCUGCAUCGAGACCAUCAUGGAAUGUUCCCCGUGUGAGGGGCUUUAUUUCUUUGAGUUUGUAAGCUGCAGUGCCUUCGUGGUGACGGGAGUUCUGCUGCUCAUGUUUGGACUCGGCCUGCACACUAGCGUCCCUCACAUUAACUGGAACCUAACUGAUUUGCUGAACACCGGGAUAAGCGCUCUGUUUUUCUUCAUCGCCUCUGUAAUUUUGGCCUCUCUCAACCACAAAUCUGGGGCGGAAAUUUCUGCGGCGAUAUUCGGCUUUUUAGCCACUCUCGCAUAUUCCGUGAACACUUAUCUGGCACUCCGAAAGUGGAAGUUCGGCAGGUCGCAGAACAUGCGCCAAACGAAUGACUACAUGCGGGCUCGCAGCGAGUCUCGUGAUGCGGACUGUCGCCCUGAGAUUCAACGUCUCGAUGCUUGAGCAGCCUGGGCUUUGCGUAGAAGCAAGACGGCGACUCCGUUCAAUGUAGACGGCAGUCCAAUUUUUAAAAGGCGAAGAAGGAAGUAUUUGGUGGUACUCGAUAGACUUUUGCCGCACAGCACAGUUUUUACAGACUGCAGCGAAUGUGUCAGACUAAACACAGAUUAAUCUGAUUUUUACCAUUCCAUUGUGGGGUGGCUUUUUAUUUGUAUUUUUUUUCUCCUACAUGAAUAUUACUGUAUCAACAGAUUAUUUUCUGCCUGCAAAAGAGGGGUACAAUCCAUUAUCACCGCCAUCUGCUCAUGAUAAUUUUGGAAUUGUAUUUAUUUCUUAAAUUUUGUGCUGUACUUAUUCUAUGAAGGAUUUUUUUUUUAUAUAUAUUAUUCACUUAUUUUUACAAUAUGAAGGUUAAGGAAGAUGACUCUAACCCUAUUUUCUUCACUUCUCCCCCCCUCCCCCCUCCCCAGUGAUCUUUUUUUAAGUAAUGUUUUAGCUCAAAUUAAGUUUUACUGUAAACCCAAAACCAUGUUAUGUUUAUUGUUCUGAAGGGAAAAAAAAACCCUCAAAAGGGU